AUGUCUCUAACGAAUCAUAUUAAAAUUCACAUACCCUCAAAGGGUAUUAUCUGUGAUAUCUGCGGAACGGUAACGGCAUCCAUCAAUUCGCUGCAGCAUCACAAGAAAAAAGUUCACGAACCGAAAAUUCCACGACAAUGUGAACAUUGUGGCAAAUGGUAUUCCAGCCGUUGGUCAAUGCAACGUCAUGUCGUCAAUAUGCAUGUACAUGCCGAUGAAGAUCAUACCUGUGAAAUAUGUGGUUUUGUAUCCUCAACGCGUGAGGCCAAAAAGAAACACAUACAAUAUCGCCAUAAUCCGGAAAAGCGACAUAAAUGUGCCAUGUGCGGAAAAGCCUUUAAAACGCCAACUCUAUUGAAAGAGCACAUGGCAACACAUACCGGUAUUGAUUUGUAUCAGUGUUUAUUUUGUGCGGCAACAUUUAAAUCACAAUCGAAUCGUUCGACCCAUUAUAAACGACAUCACCCUACAGAAUAUAUACCGAAUAUGACAAGACGUACCCGACCAACGGCUAUUGUUAAAGAUAAUAAUCCUGGCAGUUAUAUACAAAAUUUUGAUUUAAAUCAAAUAUCCUCCGUGAAUGAGAGCAAAAAUACAAAUUUAAUGGAACAUUUUGAAGGGAAUCCAUCGGAAAUCACUCAUACAGAAAUUAUAUAUGCAACGAAAAUUCUAUUGCACAGCCAUAUACGCUAUCACAGCCCCUCGAAUUUGGUUGUCUGUGAUAUUUGUGGCAAAACUAUGCGUAGCCGUGAUACACUGAAAAAACAUAAAAAUUCAGUGCACAAUAAAAAACCAAAAGUUCCCGAACAAUGUAGCUAUUGUGGCAAAUGGUAUUCGACACGAUCAACAUUACAAUUACAUGUUCUCAAUAUGCAUAUACAUACGGAUAAAGAACAUCGUUGUGAGAUAUGUGGAUUUGUGUCGACGACACGUGAGGCCAAAAAGAAACAUAUUCGUUUUAAGCAUAGAGCGGAAAAGCGCCACAAAUGCGGUCUGUGUGAUAAGGCUUUUAAGGUUCCAACACUGUUGAGAGAACAUAUGGCGACUCAUACUGGUGUGGAUUUGUAUAAAUGUGAUUAUUGCACUGCCACUUUUAAAUCCAAAUCAAAUCGUAUAAAUCAUUGUAAACGUCAUCAUCCCUUGGAGUAUAACAGUUCGGCGAAAUCACAACGUCGCUCAGGACCACACGAAAAACUUAACUCAAACCUUAAACUACUUGAAGAAAAUCUCCAUGAUGAUGAGGAGGAUUUGGAGGGUGUUAUUGUUUAUGAAUUGGAAGAAAACGACAAUGUUGAAUAA
Messenger RNA from Musca vetustissima, 1299 nucleotides. RefSeq names its product zinc finger protein OZF-like. Gene Ontology annotation, biological process: regulation of transcription by RNA polymerase II. The coding region runs from base 1 to 1299 and encodes 432 amino acids. Gene Ontology annotation, molecular function: DNA-binding transcription factor activity, RNA polymerase II-specific; RNA polymerase II transcription regulatory region sequence-specific DNA binding. Gene Ontology annotation, cellular component: nucleus. The transcript is spliced from 4 exons. The record is from RefSeq and is a predicted model, not a curated record. NCBI's taxonomy places the organism in Eukaryota, Metazoa, Arthropoda, Insecta, Diptera, Muscidae.